GCGGUAACGCGGGGCGCGCUCCCUUCCCCGCUUGCCCCCUGGCGGCCCGCGGAGGCCGCGGGGCCGGGAGCGGCCAUGGCGUCUGCGGGACCCGCGGCUGCGGACGGGAAGGAACCUCUGCUCGGGGCCGGAGAGGCGGCGGCGGAGGGAGAGGAGGAGGAGGAGGAAGAGAGCAGGGAUGUUGUGGAAACUCAAGAGCAUUAUAAGAGCAGGUGGCGAUCCAUCUGGAUUAUGUACCUUACAAUGUUUCUCAGCAGUGUAGGUUUCUCCAUUGUAAUUAUGUCUGUGUGGCCAUAUCUCCAAAAGAUUGAUCCGACAGCAGACGCGAGUUUUUUGGGCUGGAUUAUAGCUUCAUACAGCAUUGGCCAAAUGGUUGCCUCUCCCCUGUUUGGCUUGUGGUCCAAUUACAGGCCCAGGAGAGAACCUCUUGUCAUUUCAACUGCUAUUUCAGUAGCUGCUAAUUGUCUCUAUGCCUAUGUCCAUGUACCUCACUCGCACAACAAAUACUACAUGCUGACUGCACGUGCUCUCGUGGGAUUUGGAGCAGGAAAUGUGGCUGUAGUUCGGUCGUAUAUUGCGGGUGCCACUUCUCUUACAGAAAGAACAAGUGCCAUGGCCAACACCAGUGCCUGCCAAGCGGUUGGCUUCAUAUUAGGGCCAGUUUUUCAGACAUGUUUUACACUUAUUGGAGAAGAAGGAGUAACAUGGGAAUUAAUUCGUCUUCAGCUGAACAUGUAUACGGCACCGGUUUUAUUUGGAGCUCUCUUAGGAGUUAUUAAUAUUAUUCUCAUCUUUGCCAUAUUCAGGGAGCAUCGAGUGGAUGACAUGGGACGGCAGUGCAAAAGUAUUAAUUCUGAAGGAGAAGAAAAUGAUGCCCUGGAUCAGGACACAGAAGGAAACGUUGACCAUGUUGCUGUGGUAGCACUCAAUGUUCUCUUCUUUGUCAUCUUGUUUGUGUUUGCUGUCUUUGAAACUAUAGCUACUCCAUUGACGAUGGAUAUGUACUCCUGGACAAGGAAAGAAGCUGUUUUCUAUAAUGGAAUAAUCCUUAGUGUGAUUGGCAUUGAAUCAGUUAUUGUUUUCAUGGUGGUUAAAACGCUAUCAAAAAAGACUGGUGAGCGUGCCAUACUCCAUGGAGGCUUACUGAUUGUCUUGGUUGGAUUCUUUAUCUUACUGCCUUGGGGGAAGAAACUACCAAAUAUCCAGUGGCAAGAAAUAAAGAAUAACUCCAUUCCCAGAACAGUUCCCACUGAAAUGUUAAUGCCUUUCUGGAGUUUGCAAGAGAUGCAGCUGCCAUCCAACCACACAGCAGAACCCGUGGGCUGCCCCCUCACACAGUCCUGGUGCCUCAAUACUCCGAUGGUCUACCUGGCCCAGUACCUCAGUUCUGAUGUGCUCAUAGGAUUGGGCUAUCCUGUUUGUAAUGUCAUGUCCUACACUUUAUACUCAAAAAUCCUAGGACCAAAGCCUCAGGGUGUCUACAUGGGAUGGUUAACUGCCUCUGGAAGUGGAGCACGAAUACUUGGGCCUGUUUUUGUGAGCCAAAUAUACACUCACCUGGGACCACGCUGGGCAUUUAGCUUAAUCUGUGGAGUAGUUGUACUCUCUCUCUUACUCUUGGAGAUAGUGUACAAGAGACUAAUUGCAUUUUCUGUCAGAUACGGAAGGAUGCAAGAAGAGAAUUGUUAGAUAUGCAUUUAAAGAAAAAGUAAAAUGAACCAGAAGUAAUACUUAGUUUAUUACUGCUUUUUAACAAGGAGUACAUAACCACUGACCUUGCUGGCUGUGUGCUAACAACUGUACACCUGUACUUAUGCAUUGACAGAAUACAUAACUUGUUCAUAUCCCAAUGUAUGGUUACACCUGCUGCAGUAGAGCUUUUGUGUUCUGCUUUUCUAGCAGCAGAGGAAGGGAUGUGGCAGACUGGAUCGGUACAAUGGCACAUUUGAUGUGUUUACAGUUUAAAUGAUGCACCCGUGCACUGAAUGCAGCUGGUCACAGGUUACGGCCAUCCUUUUGAGGAAGAAGUAAAAGAAAUGUUAUCUUGAUUCUGUGAAUCAGGAUUAGUAACUCUUUUGUAACUGCAUGAUUAGUUGAGCUGCAUGCACUUUGUAUGGAGACAUCACUACUUGAGCAAACCUUCUGAUGUUUGGUUUGUUGGUUUGUAAGCACUGGUUAAUACAGACUGUUUGAUUCUAGAACCUGUUACCUAGUAGUACAUCUCCAGGAUUUCAAAGGAAGUGUGACAGAAGUGUAGAGGAAUGUAGAUGCCCUCUGCAGAAGUAGUUUGUGUGGGAUUUGGGUCUUUAGGUUUGUUAAGAGCCAUUGAAAAUAGUAUCAGCAGCUGUUAUUUGAACUAUGGUGAACUAUAUGUGCAAUUUUUCCUCUCCUGUUUUGCUGAUUGCCUUUUUGUAGCAAGAAAGAAAACCUGCCCCAAGUUCAAAUAUGCACAGCUUUUCUUAACUACAAGAAGGAAAGACUAAGCACAAUACUUUACACUUUUGUUGUCACUUGUGAGAAUGAAUGCACUGUGCUGAGCGGGCGUAGUAAUUAAGUAAAAGGAGAAAAGUCCUUGGGUGUUUACUCUUAGACUUAUACAGGUAACAAGGUACAAGAGACAGGAAUUUCCAACGUUUUAAUUAUUCAGAGGUUAUUUUAAAAAGUGAAAUUGUAAUUUUCCCUCAUAGUAGGGCCUAAGCAUUUCGAUACAGGUUGAUUUUAGCUGUUUUAAUACUACUGGGGAAAAAAAACGGAAUUACUCACUGGAGCAAUGAGAGUCAUGGCUGCUGUUUAAUGUCUCUACUAUUUGAUGCUUAUUAAAUGUAAUAAGUGUAAUUAUGUAUUCCUACAUGUUCCUACGUAAUCAGUUGUUCAAACACUAAAAGACUACUGAAUUAAAAGAUGAUUUUUCCAAUACUGA
Pipra filicauda (Wire-tailed manakin) is the source of this 2920-nucleotide messenger RNA. RefSeq names its product major facilitator superfamily domain containing 8 (gene MFSD8). The coding region runs from base 76 to 1689 and encodes 537 amino acids. Gene Ontology annotation, molecular function: transmembrane transporter activity. The transcript is spliced from 12 exons. Gene Ontology annotation, cellular component: lysosomal membrane. The record is from RefSeq and is a predicted model, not a curated record. Gene Ontology annotation, biological process: transmembrane transport. Lineage: Eukaryota; Metazoa; Chordata; Aves; Passeriformes; Pipridae.